UCCCUGAGAUAAAAUGAGAGAGCCAGCCAUACAGGAAGUGAUUAAAGCAUAAUUGCCUAUGAAGCAACCAGACAAAUGCAACAGAACAACAUAGGUACAGAAAAACAGCUACCUGCACAUUUCUAUUAAGGAAAGAAAGAAUAAAUUCUAUUAUGUUAUUAUUUAGAGCUCUUCACUCUCUAUGAGGUGUUAGCAACUACCAAACUUCUGCAAUUGGCUUUAGCCUCCAAAAAAUAAGGUGUCCACUGAUAAGCAGUCUAUAUCAAAGAGCAGGUUGAGUUAUAUUACUGAACCAACCUCUUCAGGACAUCUCACAAAAAGACAGUACAUCUUAGCCACAGCCCAUUGCACUAAACGCCUUACAGGGAGGGAGCGAGAUGAAACUAGGGCACUGUUAUCUGGCCCCUUUUUCCAUGCAGAAGCAGAGAUCUGUGGACAACGAGCUGCAGUGAGGAAUCUGUGGGUUGCUGUGUUGAGUUUUGGAUUUAGCCCACAGACCCAUAGCAUAAGAGUAAGGGGGAAAAGUAUACCACCUGCCUGCUACUUGCUGAGCGUAACUGCUGCACAACCAUGCUGAAGGACAAGAAGACCAAGGUGAAGAUCACCUUCUUGGUCAUUGUUGUGGGCAUCUCAUCCAUGCUUGCAGCCGUGGUGACAGAUCAUUGGGCCGUGCUGAGCCCCAGAGUAGAAAAACUUAACACCACCUGUGAAGCAGCCCACUUCGGGCUUUGGAGGCUCUGCAAGAAGAGUAUCUUCAUUGUGGAGGAAGACCCUCAGGGCAAAGGCUGUGGCCCCAUCAGCCUGCCUGGAGUCAAGAACUGCUCCUACUUCAAACACUUUACGUCAGGGGAGGAGGCCGAAGUUUUCGAAGUCAAGACUCAAAAAGAGUACAACAUCUCAGCUGCUGCCAUAGCCAUCUUCAGCCUGGCCUUCAUGACACUGGGCAGUCUGUGUCUCCUAGGGGCCUUUGGAAAGAGCAGAGACUACCUACUAAGACCGGCUGGCAUGUUCUUCGCAUUUGCAGGUCUCUGCAUAGUCAUUUCAGUGGAGGUCAUGAGACAGUCUGUCAAACGCAUGAUUGACAGCGAUGAAACCAUCUGGAUCGAGUACUACUACUCGUGGUCCUUUGCAUGUGCCUGCGCUGCCUUCAUCCUCUUGUUCCUCAGCGGGAUCAGCCUGCUGAUCAUCUCCAUGCCUCACAUGCCACGGAACCCGUGGGAGACCUGCAUGGACGCUGAGCCUGAGCCCAUGGACUAGCAGAGCGCCUUUACCAGUCAAAUCAGGGUUUGGCACACAGUAAGAAUGCAUGAUAAAGAAAUCAACACAUACAAGGUGUUGUAAGAGAGUUUUAUAUUGACUUUGGCAUUGUGUUCAUUGGAAGCAAAUGCAUUCAUGCUUAGAGGAGGUUAAGUCUGCUGUUUUAGACAACAAAGUAGCAUUUCAUCCAGUGUCAGAAUUUCCAUAUGUGAUGCUUUUUUGAUUCAUUUGACUUAGGAUUUUGCAAUUGUGAAAUAUUCUUUAAGGUUCACUAUGCUAUGCGAAGUGGAAUUGAGGAUGCAAGUAUGUAUUUUUCAUUACCCAUAUAGCCCAGUUCUCUGGGUAUUUCUUUAAAUAAUUUGAUGUUUUAGUAAAGGUUUAUAAUUUAGGAUAAUUAAGAUUGCUCUAUAUUAUGACACCACUAUUCAUUAUUACAUAAUGAAGAGCAAGAAACAUCUACUGCAAAAUUAAUUCUCUGUGUAAUAAAACAACUUAAGAACAACUGAGAUCUUGAGAUGCAUAAAAUGACUCAUCAAGAAUAAUCAAAUGUGUGGUGGUCUGGGAAACUUGUCGGAUGUCACAGCGGCUGAAUUCUGGAAAACAGCUGAAAAAAAAGGUUUUUUUCCCAGAUCAAAAUUUAUUGCCUUUUCAAGAAACCAUAUGUACACUAUAUGGCCAAAAGUAUGUGGAUGCCUGAUCAUUACAGCCAUGUGGGCCUUCCCCAAACUGCUGCUGCAUUUUUCAAAGGGCUAGACCUCAUCAAAAUACAGUCAUAUAUAUAUCUAGAUGUGUUAAACAACUUAGAACAAUAAUUGUAGAACUUACAAUAAUCAAAAAUAUUGGAACAUGUGACUGACAGGUGUGCCCUGUUAAACUGAUUGUUUAAACAACUAAUAUCUCUGAAUGUCUACACUUUGUUUGAGCUCUGGGUUUUGCCUUUAAAGAAGGUGUUGAAAGGAUAAAUCAACAUGAAGCCUAGAGGGCUGUCUAUGGGAGAAAAGCAAGCCAUUUUGAAGCUAAGAAAAGAAGGAAAACUGAUCAAAGCUGUUGCACAAGCAUUGGGCAUAGCCAAAACAACAACUUGGAAUGUCCUGAAAAAGAAAGAAACCAAUACUAACAACCAGACAUCUAACAGGUCAGCCAAGGAAAACAACAGCAGUUGAUGACACAUACAUUGGAAGAGCUGUGAAGAAAACCCCAGAAACAACAGUCAGUGACAUCAACAACAACUUCCACAGGACAAGGGUGAAGGUAUCACAAUCCACCAUUUGAAGAAGGCCAUAACACAAGAUGCAAACCACAAAUCAGCAGUAAAAACCAGAAGGUCAGAUUGGAAUUCGCAAAGAAAUACAAGGAUGAGCCACAAACGUUUGAGAACCAAGAUUAACCUCUACCAAAGUGAUGGAAAGGCCAUGUGUAGUGUCAUGGCUUGCGAUUGCAUGGCUGCUUCUGGAACAGGCUCACUAAUCUUUAUUGAUGAUGUAACUCUUGAUGGUAGCAGCAGAAUGAAUUCAGAAGUCUACAGAAACAUUCUGUAGCAAGAAACCUAGCAGAAACAUCAAACCCCCUUUUGUGUGACCCAAAACACAUAACAUAACAAAGGACUUCAUCACAAGAAAAAAGUGGAAGGUUUUAGACUGGCCAAGUCAAUCACCAGACCCUUAACCCAAUUGAGCAUGCAUUUCACCUCCUGAAGAGGCGACUGAAGGGAGAAAACCCCCCCUCCAGCUUGAUGAAGUUAUUGCAAGCAAGAGAUAUGCGUUCUUUACUACUAUCUGUUCCAAUACUUUUGCUCAUCUAAAAAUUGGGUGGUAUGCCACCCUUGGUGCCAUGUUCUAAGUUGUUUAACAUAUCUAGAUGUAAAUAUUAGGAAAUGAAAGCUGAAAUGCUUAUCUAUCUUUUGAUCUCAAAUCCAGAUGUAUUCAGUGUACAGCAGAAACAAAAGAAUUGGCAUUGCUAUUCCAAUACUUUCAGAGGGAAAUGUAUACUUAUUGCAUAUACACACACAGUCGUAAAUAUGUUGACCACAGUAUAUUGGUGUUGAACUUAAAUAAUGAAUAUGAGCUCAAGGUGCAGAUUUUCAGGGGUAUUCAAAGGGUAUUUACAUCCAAAUUGGGUGAACAGUGUAGAAACUAACAUUCAUAAAUUAAAUUGUCAUUUUUAACACUUGGUUGCAAAUCCACAUUAGUUAAGUACCAUUUCAAGAAUU
Messenger RNA from Pangasianodon hypophthalmus (striped catfish), 3466 nucleotides. RefSeq names its product calcium channel, voltage-dependent, gamma subunit 1b (gene cacng1b). The record is from RefSeq and is a predicted model, not a curated record. Gene Ontology annotation, biological process: regulation of calcium ion transmembrane transport via high voltage-gated calcium channel; calcium ion transmembrane transport. NCBI's taxonomy places the organism in Eukaryota, Metazoa, Chordata, Actinopteri, Siluriformes, Pangasiidae. Gene Ontology annotation, molecular function: voltage-gated calcium channel activity; calcium channel regulator activity. The transcript is spliced from 4 exons. Bases 571 to 1257 code for a protein of 228 amino acids. Gene Ontology annotation, cellular component: L-type voltage-gated calcium channel complex; membrane.